UGCGUUACGUUGGCAGCGUUUUGACAGUUGACGUAAAUGACAUCCGUCGCCCCAAUUUAGUUAUUAGUGAAUAAUUUCAACAAAAACAGCAAUGAAACGUUAAUUUUAAGGUUAAUUCGGUAUUAAAAUAGUGUUUUGAAUGUUUGGUGGUCACUUCGUUCCCUUGUAACAUAAAUUAAAUCAAAUCGACCUUUAAGGUGUGUCUGCCACGAAUCUCUACGCUGUUUAAUGUUGAAAAUAUUCCUUCAUGAAAUUCCUAAUGGAUUUUAUAAUGCCACCCCUCAAGAUCAGCAAGUGCAUGUCAGACGUGGCUCAGUCCAGGACUGACAACAUUUUCUUAUCUAAUCUGCCAAUCGAAUGCAGCAGCAGGAAUACCCAGCACACUUGCCGGAACUACAUCUCGAAAGUGUUGGGCAACUUGAACGAGUUGAGAAGGAACAACAGGUUUUGCGAUGUAGAGAUUAUUGCCGAGGAUAAAAUUUUUCAGGCCCAUCGUGCCGUCCUUGCUGCCAGCAGUCCAUACUUUCAAGCCAUGUUUACAGGGGGGUUAUGCGAGAAAGACCAACAUUCCGUGGAACUGCAUGGAAUUUCGUCUUGUAUUUUUGACAUUUUAUUAAAUUUUAUUUAUUCUGGGGAGGUUAAUAUUACGCAGAACAACGUGCAAGAGUUGAUGAUUGCGGCAGAUAUGGUGGGCCUGAGCGAAAUUGUAUUGGGAUGCACAGAGUUCUUGAUUAAGGAAUUGCAUCCUCUGAAUGCCAUUGGAAUUUAUAGAUUUGCCGACGACCACAACUGGACGGAGUUGAAAACGGCAUCCGUCCAAUACAUAGAAAACAAUUUCCCCAAAGUAUGCAAAGAGGACGAAGUCUACGAUUUGCACAAAGACACCAUAAUCAAAUUCCUCUCGUCUGAGAAUUUAAAAAUCGACUCUGAAUUUCAAGUUUUUCAAGCUGCGUUGCGGUGGAUCAACCACGACAUUCUCGGUCGGCGUCAGUACGUCUUCGACAUCUUGAAAAACGUCCGACUACCCCUUUUACCGCUCGGUUUGCUAGAACGUGCCAUAACCCAGUGUAACGACAGCAGCUUGAGGGUCGCUCUCAAGUCAAUCCACAGCGAUCUCCUCAACAGGAAAGGUUGCUUAGUCCCCUUGAACGUGGCCCCUCGAAAAUGUGCCAAAAAAGAUAUAUACGUGAUCGGCGGUUCGAAACGCGAACUCCACAGCGUUUGGGACAGAGGCCUAGAAAUGAAUUACGUUUCGGUCGAAAAGUUCAACACUUUCAGCAGAGAAUGGAACAAAGUGCCCGACAUGACUGUGAACAGACUCGUCCCGGGCGUUGCCGCACUCAACGGCCACAUCUACGUCGUCGGCGGCGAAGAGGGUUCGUCGAUCCUCUCUAGCUGCGAGCGCUUCGAACCCCAGACCAACCAGUGGACGCAGGUCGCCAGCAUGGUGGUCUCCAGGUGCGAGUUCGGACUGUGCGCCCUCGACGGCUACUUGUACGCAAUGGGCGGCUGGGUGGACACCGACAUAAGCGGCUCGAUCGAGCGCUACGACCCGAAAAUCGACGAAUGGCGACUGGUGGGGAGCCUCCCGGAACCCAGGUUCAGCAUGGGGCUGGUCUCUUAUGAAGGCCUCAUUUACAUGGUGGGCGGCUGCUCCCUCAACCAGCGGAAUCUCCAGGACCUCAUGAGCUACAACCCUUUCUCCGGGGAGUGGAAGAAGCUCCCGUCGAUGUCGGUGGCGAGGUUUCAGAUGGGCGUCGCCGUUUUGGACGACUAUUUGUACGUGGUGGGGGGCACCAAUCGUCAGCAGGUGCUGAAUUCGGUGGAGAGAUACUCGUUUAAGACGAAUAAGUGGAGCACGGUCCCGCCCAUGUCGGUGGAGAGGAGUGGUCCGGCCGUGGCCGCGAUGGAUGGGCUGCUGUACGUGAUAGGCGGGGCGCAGACGCACGCCACGCCCUUCUACAGAGCACAGUGCACCAUUUCGUCGGUGGAGUGCUUCGAUCCUAUAACGAAUUCGUGGGCGGAGUGUCCGCCUUUGUCGGAGACGAGGGCGGAGGCGGGGGCUGUGGUCAUAUGAUCUCGAUUUUUGCUUUAAUCAAGAGCUUUAAAAGAGGUGAUAAAUAUUUAACGAAGUAGAUAUGAGAAGCAUUUAUUUAUACUAUGUUGUACGUACUAUUUUCUUUUUGGUUUUUUUAGUUGCCAGAGUUUAUUUGUAGGGAGUAGACCAAAGAAUAUAACCAAAUUAUGCUUUUACGUGGAUCUCUUAUACACACUUAUUUAUUUAUAGAUUACGCUAUUUACGAUAGAUAAAGUUGUUAUUGCAUUUUUUCUCGAAUAUGUGAAGUUUUCCGCCAAAAGUCGACUUGCCUUAAUAUAUUGGCGGGAAACGGACAUCAGCAAGAAUCUCAUCCAAUUUUAAUUGAUAGUGGCUAAGCGCUUUGCUUUCGAUUAUAAUUAUUACAUAUUUACGUAUGCAUUGCCGUUGACCAAUCUCUAAAAAUAACAAUAAAGCGAUUAAUACAAA
This is a messenger RNA of Zophobas morio, 2524 nucleotides long. RefSeq names its product actin-binding protein IPP. NCBI's taxonomy places the organism in Eukaryota, Metazoa, Arthropoda, Insecta, Coleoptera, Tenebrionidae. The coding region runs from base 248 to 2077 and encodes 609 amino acids. Gene Ontology annotation, molecular function: protein binding. The record is from RefSeq and is a predicted model, not a curated record. The transcript has 6 exons.